This is a messenger RNA of Perkinsus marinus ATCC 50983, 229 nucleotides long. RefSeq lists its product as hypothetical. NCBI's taxonomy places the organism in Eukaryota, Perkinsozoa, Perkinsida, Perkinsidae. The annotation marks the transcript as partial. The transcript has a single exon. The record is from RefSeq and is a predicted model, not a curated record.
GAAAUGCGUAAACACCCAGAGUUGAGGCCGAUAGUUCGAUCCAUGGGGAAAUUGAAGAGUGCGAGUAAUUCGUCUCUCAUUGAGAUGUGUAUUCUCACCAACACUCUGGAUGAGGCCAGGAUGAUAUCUCGGGAGUAUUUAGCUCGGAAGACUGGCAGGCCGAACAAAAGGGCAUCUUCUGUGGCUGAUUUGGCUUCCCCCUAUAGUCGAACAUCCGAGGCCAAAAACU